Molecule: messenger RNA, 2451 nt
Organism: Danaus chrysippus (African queen)
Lineage: Eukaryota; Metazoa; Arthropoda; Insecta; Lepidoptera; Nymphalidae
Source: the annotation of a GenBank genome assembly
AUGCUCCGUGCGUUAAAAUGGCUCCACCGUUUGCAAGAUGGCGGCAUCGCCAACCAGUUCUUCAUGGCGUUUAUGGUGACCGUACCAGUAUUGAACUUCGGUAUGUUGAUGGGAUGGCAGUCACCUAUGACACCGAUCCUCCAAUCCAAAGAUGGACCAGCUCCGGAACCGAUUUCAGAUGAAACAAUAUCUUGGAUGGCAUCUAUAACUUUCUUCCCUCCUAUAUUCUGCGGCCUACUAGUUGGUGACUUGGCUGAUAGAUGGGGCAGAAAGAUCACCACAUUACUUACAUCCCUCUUAUUAACUAUAAGUUGGAGUAUAACUCUGUUCUCACUGACCCCAUUGGCUCUCAUACUAUCCCGGGGUCUGGCCGGGAUAGCCUGCGCAGGAUGUUACGUCAUCACACCUUUAUAUUUAAAAGAGGUAGCGUCAGACAAAAUCCGAGGUGCGCUAGGCUCUCUGUUCAUAUUGUCACAAAAUUUCGGCUACCUAGUGGUGUACGUGGCCGGAGACAUAUUCUCGUUCAACGCUGUUCUUUGGCUCUGCACCGCUAUACCUCUCAUACACAUGCUGUUCUUCCUUGGAGUACCUGAAACUCCUGUGUACCUCAUCAAACAGGGAAAGGUUAAGGAGGCGAGAGCGACUUUAGCGUGGUUAAGAAAUACGUCGAUUGAUGACAAAAACUUAGAAGAAGAAAUACAACAGAUGGAAAGAGAAGAGGAAUACGCCAAGUCCGUACAGAAAGCUACGUGGCGAAGUUUGGUCAAGGACAAGACGACGUUCAAAGCGUUCAGGCUGUCAAUAAACGUGAUGUUGUCUCAAGAGACGUGCGGCUACUUGGUAGUGCUCAUGUACGCGGGCUCCAUCUUCGAACAGGCGUCAGAGUCCAUCCAUCUUAAGUUGAGCCCCAACAAGCAGACGAUCGUAGUCGGCGCCAUACAACUGCUGGGGUCAAUACUCGCUAGCUGCAUCGUAGAAAAGACUGGCAGGAAGUGGCUGUUAGCAGUGACGUCAUUCGUAACGGGUCUCUCAAUGCUGGGUCUGGGCGCGUGGUUUUUCGUAACAUCCUAUUCAAUAUGGCUGCCGGGCUGGUUUCCGGUGGCGGCCAUGUGUUGUUGUAUAUUCGCUGACGCGGCCGGCUACCAGCCCGUACCUUAUGUUAUUACGUCCGAGCUGUUUUCUUUUCAGCAUCGUGGUAUGGUAACAUCAUUUGUGAGUAGCGUCGACGCUUUGAGCGACUUCCUACAAACAAAAGCUUACGACCCGCUUCUUAAACUACUAGGAAUACAUUGGGUCUUCAUCAUGUUCUCUAUGGUAUGCUUCGCUGGCACAACAUACACUGUAUUAUACGUACCAGAGACAAAAGAUAGAACACUAGAGGAAAUAUACGCCAUCUUGGACAGGAAGAAAGAUAAAAGAAAAGACGAAGAAGCGGGAAAAGUUAAAUUUAAAUUAAAUCUGGACCCGGAUGGAGAGGCUCCGCUCAUAGAUGGCCGGCGGAAACAUAGAGAUAAUAAAAAAUCAUUGAGAGUCCGUAAUGACUUCCUGUUCAGUUUGAACAAAGACGCUCUCAGAAUCCGUGGCGGGAACACAACAGACACAACCAACUAUCCGUAUAUAGCGGCCAUUAUAAUAAACGGCAGGUUAUGGUGCGCGGGAACUAUAGUUGAUGUUAACUGGAUAUUGACAGCGGCACAUUGUUUAAAUUACGUGCUUCACGUAUCACCAAUGAAGACUCUGGGUCAGUAUGUGAAGGUGAGGGUGGGAAGUGCCCAGGCUCAUGAAGGAGGGAUGCUGGUUGAUGUAGCCGGAGCUAUACGACACCCGAAAUUCGAAGAAGAACCAGUACCUCACGCUGAUGUAGCUCUAUUGAAACUAGCUGAGAAUCUCGAAUUCUCAACUCACAUCAAUCUGAUUAAAAUAAACGAAGGCAUGAAAGAGCCUUACGCACAGAGUUUCGUUUCUGUCACCGGCUGGGGAGCGACACGUGGCACAGACACAGCUUUUAGGGAACACACGCCCGACUUGAUGACGGCUCGUCUCAAAGUUCGCACAGUGAGCUACUGUAGAGACGCCUACCAACUGGUCAGCGGCUUCCAAUUCACUGCAGACUUCUUCUGUGCUUCAUUGAGAAACGGCACCAGAGAUGCAUGCUUGUUCGACGCGGGCGCGCCAGCCACGCAACACAACAAAUUAAUGGGCGUCAUGAGCUUCGGGCCCGAGCGUUGUGGACAUGAAUACCAACCGGCCGUGUUCAUUAAGGCUUUUUAUUUCAGGGAUUUCGUGAAGCACACUAUAUCUUCAUACAAGACUACAGCUGAACUGAUAGAAGCGAUGAAAGAUAUCGAUAAAGUUGUCAGACCGCCCAUACACGUGAGACAGGAACACGUGGAACACGUGACCGAAGAAGAAGAGCAAGAAGUCACGGAUCCAGAUUAUAAACACGAUUGA